UGAAGACAGGGGCCCCCUUUUGACUGACAGCGCUUGGGAAGGAAGACGAAUUCUUGUCUGAUUUCCCCGCAGCCACAGCGUCGAUGAGAAGCAGUCGAGGGACUCCAUUCUAACUGAAUGGAUUGGUAUGGGGAGAAGCGGACCACAAAUCACGGCUAAGCGGCAGCUGUGGGACUGUAUAACGUUGACCAUGGUUUUACUUUCGCUGCUGUUUCGACCAGCUCACUGCCAGCAGUGCCGAAUCCAGCGCUGUAAUGCAGAGUACGUGGCUUCUACCUCACCCUCUAGUGGUCUGCAGGAUGAUGUGGCUCUGGAUGUGGACUACUGCAUUGCCCUGCGGGCCUAUGCUCUGUGCACACGGCGGCAGGCACGCAGCUGCAGGGGGGACCUGGUCUACCACUCAGCUGUCUUCCGCAUAAAGGAGUUAUUCUCUCAGCAUAACUGCUCCAGUGACGGACCCACCUCCUCAGCAAAGGUCCCAAGCACAUCUCGGCCAGUUGUGUCCGAGCUCUGCAACUACGAGAACCGUGUAUUGACAUCCGGCUCAGGCGGUCAGCAGAAGAAAUACGCCCACUGUGGAUUAUUUGGAGACCCGCAUCUGCGGACUUUCCGAGACGAGUUUCAAACCUGCAAAGUGGAGGGGGCGUGGCCUCUGAUUGACAACCGCUUCCUGUCUGUGCAGGUGACCAAUGUGCCUGUUGUGCUAGGAUCCAGCGCAACGGCAACCAGCAAGAUCACAGUGAUCUUUAAGUCGUACCACGGCUGUACGGAGCAGAAGGUGUACCAGGCCACCACAGAAGAUCUGCCAGUGGCAUUUCAGGAUGGUACUCGCAGUGGCGGCGAGAGCGGCAGCCUAACCAUAGUGGAGCGUGGCGGCUCCGGAGUGGGCCGGCAGGUGAGGAUACAGGCCCGCUACAUCGGUACCUCUAUCAUUGUCCGCCGUGUGGGCAGCUACUUGACCUUUGCCAUCCGCAUGCCAGAGGACACACUGGACUUCUCAGAAGACAAUGGCGGCCUGCAGCUCUGCCUGCACGGCUGCCCACGCAACGAGCUCAUCAAAGAGCACACGCUUGGCCGACAAAGCCAGCAGCCCCGCCUGCAGGGCACCAACACAGAGCAUGGUCCUCUGCGGCCCCCUCAUCAGGUGUAUACAGUUGAGCGGGCCACUGCGAAGUGUAGAGAGACUCUUCAGGUAGAGGACGUGUACUUUCAGUCCUGUGUGUUUGACUUGCUGACAACAGGAGACCCUGAGUUCUCUAUGGCUGCUUAUGGCGCUCUGGAGGAUUUAAAGGCGCUGCCGCCCAGUAAACUGAAGCAGAACUCCCCGAGGACUCCUCGUCUUCACAACCGAGGGGCCUCAAACAUGUCGGCAGCAUCAGCAGCCAGCAGCUCCCUGCUUUCACUCCUACUCCUCACUCUGCUGCUUGUGUGAACAUUAAGUAAUCUGGGAUGACCAGAAACCCAUCUGGUAGAGUGCAUGCCUUUUGCACAUUACAGUGUCCCAUGUUCAAUUCCAGCCACCCCUUUUACUGCAUGUCAUCCCUUUUUCCAUUCCCACCUGUCUCCAUCAUAAUGCAGAAAUGCCAAAACAAAUCACAAUUAAAAUAAAUGUUUAAAAAUAGAAAUAUGGAGACAGACCAUGGAAGCAUUAACAGCUUGAGGAAAGAGUGAUCUGAGCUCAGACAUUACAUUUGAAUUGUUUUUUUGUUUGUUGUUCAACGGGGGUGGAUUUGUGAAUGUUGUGAACUUUAUCAGUUUUGUUAUUUGAAGGAUUUUACCAUCUCAACAGAUGGCAUUUCUUCACACUUCACAUAAUCUGUGGAAUCAUAAAUAGGCCUAAUCAUAUGGUCCAACAUUUUCACAUACUGUUAUUUGGUUUACAGAAGUCUUUUGAAAAGUUAAACUUGUGUGUGCGCUGACAACAACGCAGCUGAAAAGAAUUUAUUUCUUUAUUUUUUUGUAAAUAUUUCAUGCACAACCUUCAAACACUACACCGUGUAUGAUGCUGCAUAUGUAACUCCACUACACAUAAGCCGUUUCUGUGCAAAGCGAUGUGGCUUCCAGAUCCUGUUUAUUCCAGGUAAAAUCCAGCACUUAAUAGUUUCAACAGCAAGUUUUGUGUAUUUAAAUGUUACCUCUUUAUCUACUCCAAAUCUUGUUCCAGAAAUUGGCUUGCUAAAUACACAGGAUCCAACAACUGUAUGUAAAAACUACCUAUCCAUAAUAUAUGAUGCAUCAUUUCAUCUCAUCUUCUGUGAAACACUCCUUCUUCAAGCUGUUUGUCUUUUAAGUUUUAAAGGAAAAAACGCAAAUCUUUAUAUAAUAAUAUAUUAAGAAUGUAUAUACGUGUUUUAUAUUGUGUACAUUUGCCUGUGUAUAGAUGUUUUAACUGUAAUUUGUUUUACAUUUGUUGUGUUAAGUAGCUUAUUUGGAGUUAUUGUAAAAAAGUUAAACUAAUAUGUGUUGUGUUGUAUCUGUAAUUUUCUGUAUUAAAGUGUUGGACACUUGA
Molecule: messenger RNA, 2509 nt
Organism: Labrus bergylta (ballan wrasse)
Lineage: Eukaryota; Metazoa; Chordata; Actinopteri; Labriformes; Labridae
Gene: rgmd
Product: RGM domain family, member D
Biological process (GO): BMP signaling pathway
Cellular component (GO): plasma membrane
Molecular function (GO): coreceptor activity
Source: RefSeq, a predicted model, not a curated record